AAACCCUUUGCAACAUCGUCUCUACCACUCAUCGUCUAUACCACUCAUCGUACCUCACCGCAUCGCACCAGCCACGGCGGAGGCGGAAACAGAGAAAUCACCAUUAAUCCCACCACCUCUGAACCACCGCUGAAACAUAUUACAUGCUCGUCGGAGAACUCUGAACUGUGCACUGUCGGAGGGUGGAAGGUGCGAUUUGGUGUGAAGAGAUCAUAGUAAGGUUUGGUAAGACUACUUAAUCUAAUGCUAAGUAAUUACCAUCCCUAAAUUUCAUCAUCACCCAAUGCACCAUUUUGUAAAAAAUCGAUCUUUUUCAUGCUUUCAAACUCUCAAAAUCUUUCCUUUCUCAACCCAACAAAUGGGUAUGGCUUCAAUUGCUGAUACACUUUAUACCAAUCUCAAUAAAAACAAUGGCAUUAAUAUUGAGAAUUCAUUGUCCAAGACUAAACCCAAAUUGGACUCUCAAUGUGUUAUCCAAGUUCUUAGUAAGUGCUGUCCUAAACAAUCUGAGUUGGGUGUUAGGUUUUUUAUUUGGGCUGGAUUUCAACCUGGGUAUAGGCAUAGUGGUUAUAUGUAUAGGAAAGCUUGCAACUUGCUUGGGAUUGAUAAGAAUUCUCAUGUUAUUUGUAAUUUGAUUAAGUCUUAUGAGUCAGAAGGGUGUGUUGUUAAUGUUAAUAUGUUUAGGGAGGUUUUGAAGCUGUGUAAAGAGGCUCAGCUUAUUGACUUGGCUUUGUGGGUGUUGAGGAAAAUGAAGGAUUUUGGUUUGCAACCGGAUACGGUGAUGUAUAAUGUAGUUAUAAGGUUGUUUUGCAAGAAGGGUGAUGUUGAAAUGGCAGAGAAGUUGAUGGGGGAGAUGAGUUUGAAUGAUCUUUGUCCGGAUUUGAUUACGUAUAUGACUAUGAUUGAGGGGUUGUGUAAUGCGGGUCGGUUGGAGGAAGCUUAUUCCAUGCUCAAGGUUAUGAGAGUUCAUGGUUGUUCACCUAAUUCGGUUGUUUUUUCGGCUAUUUUGGAUGGGUUAUGUAGGUGUGGAUCAAUGGAAAGGGCAUUGGAAUUGUUGGAUGAAAUGGAGAAGGGUGUGGAUUGUUGUCCUAACGUUGUUACUUAUACAUCUUUGAUUCAAAGUUUUUGUAAGAGACGCCAGUGGACAGAAGCGUUAAAUAUUCUUGAUAGAAUGAGAGCUUUUGGUUGCCUUGCUAAUCAUGUUACUGUUUUUACAUUGAUUGAGAGUCUUUGUACUGAAAGCCGUGUAGACGAAGCAUACAAGUUGGUUGAUAAAUUUGUGGUUGAACAUUGUGUCUCGCGCGGUGAUUGCUACAGUUCACUAGUGAUUUCUUUGAUAAGGAUAAAGAAACUUGAGGAAGCCGAGAAGCUCUUCAAGGAAAUGCUUGCUGGUGAGACCAAACCUGAUACUUUGGCAUCUAGCCUUUUGCUAAAGGAGUUUUGUUUGAAGGAUAGAGUACUAGAUGGAUUCUACUUGCUUGAUACAAUUGAGAAUAUGGGAUUCUUGUCUUCCAUCGACUCUGAUAUUUAUUCUAUUCUUUUAAUUGGCCUUUGUCGAAAAAACCACUUGACGGAGGCCACAAAGCUCGUGAAAAUAAUGCUGAAGAAAGCGGUUCCUCUAAGGCCUCCCUACAGAGACACUGCAGUUGACAUCCUAAGAAAAUACGGAGAAACAGAUCUUGUGAACCAGUUGACUGGUAUAAACAAGAAACUUUGAUAAUUUUGUUACAAAAGAGGUUGGGAAUUUUGAUAAUUUCUACCAGUCAACUUUGAUAGUUUUGGCCGCUUGGUGACUUGCUGGUCAAGGUUUGAAGAAGACGAUGGAAAAGUU
Messenger RNA from Lathyrus oleraceus (garden pea), 1831 nucleotides. Its product is annotated as pentatricopeptide repeat-containing protein At5g47360. NCBI's taxonomy places the organism in Eukaryota, Viridiplantae, Streptophyta, Magnoliopsida, Fabales, Fabaceae. The coding region runs from base 284 to 1717 and encodes 477 amino acids. Gene Ontology annotation, cellular component: mitochondrion. The record is from RefSeq and is a predicted model, not a curated record. The transcript has a single exon. Gene Ontology annotation, biological process: RNA processing; mitochondrion organization. Gene Ontology annotation, molecular function: protein binding; mRNA binding.